Messenger RNA from Monopterus albus (swamp eel), 899 nucleotides. It is a transcript of the gene taf13, whose product is annotated as TATA-box binding protein associated factor 13. The coding region runs from base 152 to 526 and encodes 124 amino acids. Gene Ontology annotation, cellular component: transcription factor TFIID complex. Gene Ontology annotation, molecular function: protein heterodimerization activity. The record is from RefSeq and is a predicted model, not a curated record. Gene Ontology annotation, biological process: transcription by RNA polymerase II. The transcript has 2 exons. NCBI's taxonomy places the organism in Eukaryota, Metazoa, Chordata, Actinopteri, Synbranchiformes, Synbranchidae.
UCAAUGGAUAACAUUUUCCGUCGAACCACUUCCUCAUUCAAGGAAACAGAGACGGAAGCCUGCCAAACCAAAGAAGAAGAAGGAACAGCGGCGGACGUUAAUAGAAGCCACAGACUUGUGUUUUGCUCUCCUUGACGAACUUAUCAGCAGAAUGGCGGAUGAGGAGGACGAGACUGGCUUUGACGACGAACUGGACGACGGCUCCAGCGGAGUAGAUGUCGGCCACGGCAGGAGAAAGAGGCUCUUCUCUAAGGAGCUCAGGUGUAUGAUGUACGGAUUCGGAGACGACCAGAACCCGUAUACGGAGUCCGUUGAUAUUCUGGAGGACUUAGUGAUUGAGUUUGUCACGGAAAUGACUCACAAAGCCAUGUCUAUCGGACGGCAGGGCCGCGUCCAGGUGGAGGACAUCGUUUUCCUAAUUCGCAAGGACCCCAGGAAGUUCGCCAGGGUCAAAGACCUCCUGACCAUGAAUGAAGAGCUGAAAAGAGCCCGGAAAGCUUUCGAUGAAGCAAAUUAUGGCUCAUAAACUCAUCUUGGGACAUUUUUUUUAAACCUACAUCUAACGUGGUGGUUCAUUUAUUGAUUUCAUCUACCUGGUGUCUUUCUGUCUGGCACUGUUUAGAUAAAUAAAUUACAUAUUGUUUAAAUAUACCCAGUCAUUCAGGUUAAUUUGAGAAAACCAAGAAGACAUUCUUUACACUUGGACAGUGACAUUUAUCACGUUUAACACAUGUUUGAGCAAUAACCGGCACACUUUAAGUUGCAUCAUAGUUUUUAGAAGAAGAAAGUCCAUCCACAGCGUCUAGUUACCUCAGUUUUUAUAAUGAUUACUACAGUUGCAGUGAUUAGUUGAACAUUAUUAUUUUCCAGUUAUUUCAUUAAAAAAGACAAGAAAAUGA